CGAGCGACGCCGGGGCCGGAGAGAGAGGGAGAGGGAACCACACAGGACCGUACGCCGGCGGCAGGCGGCGGCGCAGGAGGCGCUUACAUGGGAGUAGAGGCGGGCGGGUGCGGGCGGAGGGCGGUCGUCACCGGGUUCUACGUCUGGGGCUGGGAGUUCCUCACCGCCCUCCUGCUCUUCUCGGCCGCCGCCGCCGCCGCCUCCUCCUGCUAGAGCGCGCCAGCAGCUCCCGGCCACCAGCAACCUUUAGCUUCUUCUUUCCAUAGAUAGGCAAACCGUGCACACAAGUAGUGAUCGGUUACUAGUUAGCAGCAGGCAGCAGGGGGAGGAUACAAUACAAAUAUAGCCGAGCGAGAUUCGCGUGACCACCAGCAGCAGCAAGCAGGGAUGGAACUGGAAGCGGAGGCCGUGGCGGCGGCGGGGCAGCCGCCGGCGUCGUCGAAGCCGACGAGGGCGGCCGGCGGGCCCGCGCCGUUCCUGACCAAGACGCACCAGAUGGUGGAGGAGGCGUCGACGGACGAGGUGAUCUCGUGGGCGGAGCAGGGGCGAUCCUUCGUGGUGUGGAAGCCCGUGGAGCUGGCGCGCGACCUCCUCCCGCUCCACUUCAAGCACUGCAACUUCUCCUCCUUCGUCCGCCAGCUCAACACCUACGGUUUCCGGAAGGUGGUGCCGGACCGGUGGGAGUUCGCCAACGACAACUUCCGGCGCGGCGAGCAAGGCCUCCUGUCCGGCAUCCGUCGCCGCAAGUCCACCACGCCGCAGCCCUCCAAGUCCGGCGGCAGCGCCGGCGUGAACGUCGCGUUCCCGCCGCCGAUGCCCCCCGCGUCGGGCAUCACGUCCGGCGGCGGCAACGAGCGCAGCUCCUCCUCGGCGUCGUCGCCGCCGCGGGCCGACCUCACCAGCGAGAACGAGCAGCUCAAGAAGGACAACCGCACGCUGGCGACCGAGCUGGCGCAGGCGCGCCGGCAGUGCGAGGAGCUGCUGGGCUUCCUCUCCCGGUUCCUCGACGUCCGCCAGCUCGACCUCGGGCUGCUCAUGCAGGAGGACGUCCGGGCGGCGGCCGGGGACGCGCACCAGCAGCAGCAGCAGCAGCAGCGCCGCGCCGCGGCCGACCCGCUGGAGCGCGGCGGCGAGGAGGGGAAGAGCGUGAAGCUCUUCGGCGUGCUCCUCAAGGACGCCGCGAGGAAGAGGGGCCGGUGCGAGGAGGCGGCGGCCAGCGAGCGGCCCAUCAAGAUGAUCAGGGUCGGUGAGCCGUGGGUCGGCGUGCCGUCGUCGGGCCCGGGCCGGUUCGGCGGUGAGAACUAAAAGUCUGGCCCGUCUGGAACUGAUGCGCGCCAUGGCCGCCGUCACAUUGCCAGCUUUACAGCGAAGUAUCGUGCAAGCUGAGGUUGAUGGUAAGGGUAAUUCCAUCGAUGAACCAAGUAACAAAAGCCAGUGCUGUGGUAAAACUGUAAAUGCAGAACACAAGACACCGGAGACUCGCAUAACGCGUGUUAAGAAUUAAUCAUGGAAUGCUUUAUUAUUAGGGGUAGGAAGAUUAUUGAAGGUAGUAUAGAAAGAGUAAAAGGGCUACCAAGGAGCCCCGUGUGCUCAGAAUGGUACAUUAUCAUUUCCUCCAACUAUAUGAAACCCAUUAUUUCUUGUUUACAACUUAAUAGUGGUUUGGUUGA
Molecule: messenger RNA, 1670 nt
Organism: Panicum virgatum (switchgrass)
Lineage: Eukaryota; Viridiplantae; Streptophyta; Magnoliopsida; Poales; Poaceae
Product: heat stress transcription factor B-1-like
Exons: 2
Coding region: 388-1305 (305 amino acids)
Biological process (GO): regulation of transcription by RNA polymerase II
Cellular component (GO): nucleus
Molecular function (GO): DNA-binding transcription factor activity; RNA polymerase II cis-regulatory region sequence-specific DNA binding
Source: RefSeq, a predicted model, not a curated record